Molecule: messenger RNA, 3579 nt
Organism: Aedes aegypti (yellow fever mosquito)
Lineage: Eukaryota; Metazoa; Arthropoda; Insecta; Diptera; Culicidae
Gene: Ric
Product: GTP-binding protein Rit2
Exons: 4
Coding region: 448-1212 (254 amino acids)
Biological process (GO): Ras protein signal transduction
Cellular component (GO): plasma membrane
Molecular function (GO): calmodulin binding; GTPase activity; GTP binding
Source: RefSeq, a predicted model, not a curated record
AAUGUUUUAUGCUGAUCCCUCUCGGCUUCUUCGAUGAUCCACCUGCUGUAUCUCAAAAUAUGCUGUUUUUGCUCUCCAACGGGAGUCGAGUAUUGAGGUAGAUAGAUUGACGACAGCAGAAGACGACGACAGAGUUUGGACGUCUAUUCCACCUUUCGGAAGGAAAACCCAUCAUCACCAAAAGAGUGUUCGAAGGUGAAAAACGCAUCGGAACCUUUUUCCGGGUUUGCAUCUGAAGUCCUGUGCUAGCAAUAUGUUGCUUUCGUCGGAAAAUGUGUCCCCGUCGAGACGGAAGUGAAGAAUUUUACUGUCGGGUGUUGUGUCUCCGGACGGAAUCUGGAAGUGUGGUUCCCGUCAAUCCGAUGAGAAGGGAGUGUACGCGUUCCGAGUGAAGAAGUAAAAGAGUGUCGGAAGAAAUCAUCCGCGAGGGCGAGGACCAAAAAGGCAAUGGCAGGGGAUUUUUCGGGCUGUACCGCCCGAAAGAAAAAUCGUGCCCAAUCGAUCGAGUACAAUCCGGCCAAAGUGGACAGCGGCGAAACGUCGAAGCAACAGACGAACCCUUUGACAACCCGAAGUGGGUUGCGGGUGUACAAGAUUGUGAUUUUGGGCGAUGGAGGUGUAGGGAAGUCAGCCGUCACGCUUCAGUUUGUGAGUCACAGUUUUCUGGACUAUCACGACCCCACAAUUGAGGACUCGUACCAACAGCAGGCCGUCAUCGAUGGCGAAGCGGCCCUGCUGGACAUACUGGACACUGCCGGUCAGGUGGAAUUCACCGCCAUGAGGGAUCAGUAUAUGCGAUGCGGCGAGGGGUUCAUCAUCUGCUACUCGGUUACCGAUCGGCACAGCUUCCAGGAGGCGUCCGAGUACAGGAAGCUGAUUGCACGAGUUCGGCUCACCGAGGACAUUCCGUUGGUGCUGGUUGCCAACAAGUUGGACCUGCAGUCGCAACGGAAGGUUUCUACCGAGGAAGGCAAAACUUUGGCCAAACAGUUUGGUUGUCCUUUCUAUGAAACUUCAGCCGCUUUGCGACACUACAUUGAUGAGGCGUUUUUCUCACUGGUUCGGGAGAUUCGAAGGAAAGAGGAACAAAGGGAUCUCAACGGUGGUUCCAGUUCGGAGAAGCUACACUCCCGACGGCGUAGCCGCUGGUGGCGGCUGCGAUCCAUUUUUGCGUUGGUUUUCCGACGUCGUCGCAACCCCAUCGGGAACUAAGAAACGAAACCAAAAACUUCAGAGUGAGUUACAGAAAAGCUACCGAAAAUAGAAUGAAAAGGAAACUAGUUACAUAACCAACGUUCAGAAUGAUUUCAGUCUGCAUGGGCCAGUGCCACCGGAAGCACGGCUUUACCAUAAUCGGCACAUAAUCGACGCCUCCGCUCGGGAAGGAAUUGAAAAUUGAAACUUAUCAUACUUAUUUAUAGGUUAUCACUGCGGAAAAACAAGAAGAAGAAGAAUCACGCACCUAGGCAAAGAAGAAUUAAAAUGCGACCAAAAAUUAAACUUAUAUUUGAAGCACACGAAUUCCGCGGCAGUCGUUUGUUGAGUAAUUUUGGCUAAGCUAUUUAGGGAAACAAGCAUCGAGAAUGUUCAAUAAUCAAAAUAAUAUUCUGCACUUUAGUGACUAUUACAGAAGAGUGGAAGGCGCAGUUGAAGUAAGAUUGUUAGACUUGGCCGAAUGGCUUGAAAAAAGAGAAACAUAUUACCAAUGAUAGGGAUUUAUGAAAACUGGCUUAGAUUGUACAUCGCCAUAGCGUUAAAACCCCACGAGUAGGCAGAAGAUGGGCAAACUGACCAUUGAGAAUGUAGUAUUUUUUAAUUACUGUAGUUCACAAGUUGUUAAAAGUUAAGGUGUGCAGCAGGGUUUAUUGCCUGACAUAAUUCCUUCGUUAGAAAGUUCAUUUUGUUGUUCUAGGCAUUGAGUAGAACGAAAGUUUUCAUUUUUCCACUCUGGUGGUUAAGUCUUGAGUAAGUAGGAGAAAGUGAUGAAAAGUUUAAUAGUUAUAAGCGUUGAAGAAGAGUCUUCUGAUUUCACAACAGUAUUUAUAUGCAUUUAUUUAUUAUCAUCCUCGUUCAAAUUUUACAAACUAACAAAUCUGUGAUUUUCGACAAUUCUGUUCUAACUUUGCAAGCAGAGUUAUUUUGCUAGGUACUUUUUAGAUCUUAGAAUUAGUUCCUUCCACAACUGUGUCCUAAUUUUCCCUGAUUAAUCAACGAGUUACAACUAAACCAACGCAAUUGCAGUAUACAAUAAUUUUAGACAUACUAUCUUGAACUAAAGUAAAAUAUUCAAACAGGGUUACAUAACACAGAAACGUAAAUUAACUACCAAAUAUAAGAACCGAUACCAAAAUUACAGUUUAAGCCAGCGCUUCCACGUGAUACAGAAUGUUUAAUGGAGGAUGAACAGGAAGCGCUUGGCGUUUACAUAUAGAACAAAUCCAAAACACAGUAAUAGAUACAGUAAAGCCCUUUUAACUAAAUUCGAUCAUGUAGUUUCCUGAAGAAACGAAAAUCGGUUCUCUAUGGGCUUAACAGUAGGCAGCCACAACUGUGUCAUGUGCAGUUAGAUCCCUUUUGCUUAAAGGUAUGAACGCAUCAGAUGCUGUAAACUGUCCCUAACGUCAUAAAACAACGCUUUCUAUCGGAUAUUUAGCAAGAGGACUUUAAGUUUUGCUUUCGUAUAGUCUGUGCUUCACAUCUUUGUGCUUAUCUGUAGAGCUAGAAGAAUUAGCAGCUUUGAUGUUCGAUUUCGGUAACCAAGUUUACUAACCUUGAAGGAUACGUAUCCCUAACAUACAAUUGCGUCGCCAGUUUUCAACACUACUCUUUUAGAAAUUCAAUCAUGCAUUGAAAUACACAUUUAUUCUGAAGUAAUCCCAUGAAUAACUGGAGUAAUUAUUACUAGUGGAAUUCUACAAGGAAGAGCUUGUGUCAAGGAUCUUCCCCAAUAAUUGUUUUCUAGACCAAUUUUUGGUUUAAAAUUUGCUUCAAAGCCUUUACAAACCUCAAAUGCUAUUUGACUUCCUAACCCUUGUGGUAACGUCUGGAGCUACAAACCGAAAUCGAAUCAAUAGAAAUUGAGUCAAAAUCGAAUCGAUUAUGAUUAAAUAUCAAUUUAAUGGGUAAAACCGAGAUAGUAAAAGAAGCUGGGUUACUGAAGUUGAACAAAUAUUAUUUAUUAAUGCUAUGUCUGAAUUUAGGCUAAUCCUGCUCGAAUGAUUUCAAUCAAAUUCAUCGAAACAAAUCUAUAGGUAAGGGAGUGAAGCAUUCAGCAGAAGGCAAACCAAUGAAUGUCUCAUCGGGAGGUGUUGCCGGGUAGAAGAACAAAACGCAUCACAAGCAAUAGAGCAAGGAUCAACUCGAAGCUAACCUACGAGCAUAAAACCUGUUAUAUACGUACCAAUUUGGAACUAAUCUGGAACAAAAAGCUUUACACAACAACUCCACAUAAUUGCUUCGAAUGUCAGUUUUAUAAUAAGCCCAAUCACGAAGCAGAAUGCAGCAAUAUUAUACAAACCCACAACCAAAAACUGUUCGAAUAGUAAAUAACUGUCAUUCCGCCAAAAAAUAGAAGAAAAA